Penicilliopsis zonata CBS 506.65 is the source of this 1098-nucleotide messenger RNA. RefSeq lists its product as hypothetical. Gene Ontology annotation, molecular function: 3-isopropylmalate dehydrogenase activity; NAD binding; magnesium ion binding. The coding region runs from base 1 to 1098 and encodes 365 amino acids. The transcript is spliced from 6 exons. Gene Ontology annotation, biological process: L-leucine biosynthetic process. Lineage: Eukaryota; Fungi; Ascomycota; Eurotiomycetes; Eurotiales; Aspergillaceae. The record is from RefSeq and is a predicted model, not a curated record. Gene Ontology annotation, cellular component: cytosol.
AUGCCUUCUUUCAACAUUGUUGUCUUCGCUGGAGACCACUGCGGUCCUGAGGUGACCGCGGAGGCUGUUAAGGUCCUCCGCGUCAUCGAGAAAAGCCGUAGCGACCUGAGCUUCAACCUCCAGGACCAUCUGCUGGGUGGUGCCUCCAUCGAUGCUACCGGAGUUCCCUUGACGGAUGAGGCUCUGAAUGCCGCGAAGAACGCUGAUGCCGUUUUCCUGGGUGCCAUUGGUGGGCCGAAAUGGGGAACUGGUGCCGUGCGUCCCGAGCAGGGUAUCUUGAAGCUCCGCAAGGAAAUGGGCACCUUUGGCAACCUGCGCCCUUGCAACUUUGCUGCUCCCUCCCUGGUCGACAGCUCCCCGCUCAAGGCCGAGGUGUGCCGGGGCGUCGACUUCAACAUCAUCCGCGAGUUGACCGGCGGUAUCUACUUUGGUGACCGCAAGGAGGAUGACGGCAGCGGGUUCGCCAUGGACACCGAGCCCUACUCGCGCGCCGAGAUCGAGCGCAUCACCCGUCUGGCCGCCCACCUCGCUCUCCAGCACAACCCCCCCUUGCCCGUGUGGAGCUUGGACAAGGCCAACGUCCUCGCCACCAGCCGUCUGUGGCGCAAGGUCGUCACCGAGGUCAUGGCCAAGGAGUUCCCCCAGGUCCAGAUCGGCCACCAGCUUAUCGACUCCGCCGCCAUGAUCAUGGUCAAGGACCCGCGCAAGCUCAACGGAAUCGUCGUCACCAGCAACCUCUUCGGAGACAUCAUCAGCGAUGAGGCCAGUGUCAUUCCGGGCUCGCUCGGCCUUCUCCCCAGCGCUAGUCUGAGCGGUAUCCCCGACGGCAAGAGCAGGGUCAACGGUAUCUACGAGCCUAUCCACGGCUCCGCCCCCGAUAUCGCCGGCCAAGGCAUCGUCAACCCCGUCGCCGCUAUCCUCUCCGUCGGCCUGAUGAUGCAGUACUCCUUCGGUCUCUUCGAAAUCGCCAAAGCCAUCGAGACCGCCGUCAGCAACGUGAUCGAGGCUGGCGUCCGUACAGGCGAUAUCGGCGGCACUGCCAACACCAAGGAGGUCGGUGACGCGGUUGCUGCCGAGCUGGAGAAGCUCCUGAACUAG